Molecule: messenger RNA, 1341 nt
Organism: Nannizzia gypsea CBS 118893
Lineage: Eukaryota; Fungi; Ascomycota; Eurotiomycetes; Onygenales; Arthrodermataceae
Product: formyl-coenzyme A transferase
Exons: 6
Coding region: 1-1341 (446 amino acids)
Molecular function (GO): catalytic activity
Source: RefSeq, a predicted model, not a curated record
AUGAAUUCCUACCGUAUUGUAGGGCGCCUUGUCAAGACCAACAAGCUCUCAAGGUUCACCAAUAGCAAAGCUUUCGCAGCAACAUGCAAGCGCUUUUCGACAGCCGCUCCUUCGGCGGACACGCUCCCACUGGCCGGCAUUCGAGUUUUGGAUAUGACUAGGGUUCUCGCCGGACCUUACUGUACUCAAAUACUCGGCGAUUUAGGGGCGGAAGUGGUCAAGAUUGAGCACCCCACACGAGGAGAUGAUACACGAGCAUGGGGUCCUCCGUAUGCCAAAUACAAAGACGAUACCACGGAAGGCCCAGGAGAAAGUGCUUAUUACUUAGGUGUCAACCGAAACAAGAAGUCUGUUGGGUUAUCGUUUGCGCACGAAUCCGGUAUCGAGAUUCUCCAUAAGCUUGCAAAGGAGAGCGAUGUGUUUGUGGAGAAUUAUAUACCCGGGUCUUUGAAGAAAUAUAAGAUGGAUUAUGAAUCACUCCGAGCCAUAAACCCAAGAUUAAUCUACGCUAGCAUCACUGGCUAUGGGCAAACAGGACCAUACAGCAAGCGGGCUGGUUAUGAUGUGAUGGUUGAGGCCGAGAUGGGAUUGAUGCAUAUCACCGGAUCAAGAGAUGGGCCACCAGUUAAGGUUGGAGUUGCCGUGACCGACUUAACCACAGGUCUUUACACGUCGAACGCAAUCAUGGCCGCACUCAUAGCUCGUGGUAGAACUGGGAAAGGCCAACACAUUGAUGCUUGCUUGAGUGACUGUCAAAUAGCGACACUUGCAAAUCUUGCAAGCUCGGCACUUAUUAGCGGGGAGAAAGACUCUGGACGAUGGGGGACAGCUCAUCCUUCGAUCGUUCCCUAUCGAAGCUUUAAAACGAAAGACGGCGAUAUUCUUCUUGGUGGAGGGAAUGACAGGCUAUUUGGUGUCCUUUGUGACAGACUAGGUCACCCGGAGUGGAAGACUGACGAACGUUUUAUCACGAAUGCUCUUCGUGUCAAGAAUCGGGAGAUCAUCGACAAACUCAUUGAGGACCUUACUGAGCAACGGACGACUCAAGAAUGGUUGGAGGUUAUGGAAGGCAGUGGUAUGCCGUAUGCGGCUGUAAAUGAUAUCCAGGGCGCUCUAAACCAUUCGCAUGUACUUGCUCGAGGAAUGGUACAGGAGAUUGACCACCCGAACUGCGGACCUAUCAAACUCGUGAAUACCCCAGUCAAAUAUUCCCAUGCCACCCCAGGCAUACGGACACCGCCUCCAACGCUUGGGCAACACACUGACGAGAUUUUGAGCAAUAUCAUGGGCUAUGACAAAGGGAAAAUAGCCCAGCUGAAGGCGGACGGGAUUGUUUCCUAG